AAAGGAGAGAACUUUUACAUUUUUAUUCUCUCAUUCACUAAAGAAUGAGUAACAAUGAAGGCAAUUUUGGUUAUGGUCGAGAACUGGCUUACCUCCUUAGAGACAAUAUCAAUAAUAAAGUACAAGAUUUUAGAUCUAGGUGCUGUGAUAAGAUUAGAGCAAAUGCAGAAAUUAUACCCACUGAGGAAUUAACUGGACAUGGAAAGCGAUCGACAACAACAGUGAUAGACACAAAAAUCUUUUCCUUUUCAUUUCCUAAGGAUUCCAACGUUACAUAUUUCUCUAAUAUAGAUAAUAUGUUGUCCAAUCUUAAACAUUGGAAAGUACAAUGUCGAAAAAGGAAUUCAGGAAUAUGUGAUACGUACUAUAUUCAUGACGUUAUCAACGAUGGUAAAAAAUUACGAUCAGUUACAGAGGUUGUGAAUCGUUUACUUCCUGAAGGCUAUGCCAAGUUGGAAUCAAGGAAAAGAAAGGGAAAGGACGAUGAGGUUGAUGGUGAAGAUAAUAAGGUUGAAAUCGAGGCAAAGGAUGAAAACAGUCCUAAAGUUAUAAGUGAUUAUUUACUUCUUCCUAAUGCCUUUGUAUCUAGGAAGAAGAGAAAAUAUAAAAAGAGGGUUAAAAAAGAAAAACACGCUCCAAAAGAGAAAAAUAUUGCACCAAGUUCUCUAGACUCUUCAAAAUUUUCUCCUAAGAUUGAAGAUCAAGUGAACAAUUCGGAAGUUGAAAAUAUUUGUGGUUCUCUAGUCAUCAAGGUUAAAGGAAUUAAUCCUCAAUUUGAAAAUAUUUGCUAUACUCCUGAAAUCGAGGUCAAGGCGAAAAAUUUAGAAUCAGAAGUCAAAUUUUGUCCUCUAAUGUCUGAGCACAAGAAAUUAUCCUCAGAUAAGGUUUACAAUGAAGAUAAUAAUUUUGAAAUCGAGGCUAAGGAUGUAGACAAUCUUAAAGUUAGGAGUGAUGACUUACUUUUUCCUAGUACCUAUGUACCUAGGAAGAACAGAAGCUAUAAAAAGAGGGUUCAAAAAGAAAAGCAAGCUGAAAAAGAGACAAAUAUUUCUCUAAGAUCUCAAAUCUCUUCAACAUUUCCUCCUAAGAUUGAAGACAAAGUGAGCAAUUCGAAAACUGAAAAUGUGUCUUGUCAUCUACUUGUUAAAUUCAAAUAUAACUAUGAAGUAUUGUCUGAAAUUACCGAAGAUUUUUCGGAGUAUGAUGAUCUCAUUGAAAGCUUUUUUUAA
Messenger RNA from Vicia villosa (hairy vetch), 1229 nucleotides. RefSeq lists its product as uncharacterized. NCBI's taxonomy places the organism in Eukaryota, Viridiplantae, Streptophyta, Magnoliopsida, Fabales, Fabaceae. Bases 45 to 1229 code for a protein of 394 amino acids. The transcript is spliced from 7 exons. The record is from RefSeq and is a predicted model, not a curated record.